Molecule: messenger RNA, 1205 nt
Organism: Chroicocephalus ridibundus (black-headed gull)
Lineage: Eukaryota; Metazoa; Chordata; Aves; Charadriiformes; Laridae
Gene: VPS25
Product: vacuolar protein sorting 25 homolog
Exons: 6
Coding region: 41-634 (197 amino acids)
Biological process (GO): protein transport to vacuole involved in ubiquitin-dependent protein catabolic process via the multivesicular body sorting pathway
Cellular component (GO): ESCRT II complex
Molecular function (GO): structural molecule activity; protein homodimerization activity
Source: RefSeq, a predicted model, not a curated record
UAGGGGUGUGUGGCCUGGCGGAGGGCGGGCCGGAAGCGGAAUGGGGCGGGCCGGAAGCGGACCGGAAGCGGGGCGGAAGACGGCGGCGGCAGCGGUUCCGGUGGCGGCGAUGAGUUUCGCGUGGCCCUGGCAGUAUAGCUUCCCGCCGUUCUUCACGCUGCAGCCCAACUGCGAGACGCGGCAGAAGCAGCUCUCGGCCUGGUGCGCGCUGGCGCUGGCCUACAGCCAGCGGCACCGGCUGCCCGCCAUGACGGUGCGGGAGGCCCAGGACAGCCCGCUCUUCACCAACCGCCGCCUGCAGCGGAAGCUCCCGCUGGAGUCCAUCCAGGUGGUGUUGGAGGAGCUCCGCAAGAACGGGAACCUGGAAUGGUUAGAUAAGAACAAAACCAGUUUUCUGAUCAUGUGGAGGAGACCAGAAGAAUGGGGAAAGCUCAUCUAUCAGUGGGUGUCGAAGAACGGCUUGACCAACUCUGUAUUCACGCUGUAUGAACUGACCAGUGGAGAUGACACAGAGAACGAAGAGUUCCACGGCUUGGAUGAGACCAUGCUGCUCCGUGCCCUGCAAGCCUUGCAGCAAGAGCACAAGGCUGAAAUUAUCACGCUGGACGAUGGCCGAGGUGUGAAGUUCUUCUGAUAGGAGCACCCUCCCCUCCACUCCGGCUGCUGAAACAGUUCUCGCUGUGAAGGUUCGCUCUCCUGGCCUGGUUUCAAGCCGUGACCGCAAGCAGCUGCGUACUCGGGAUUUCUUGGGGCAAGGAGAAUCUGCGAAGCCUUCCAAAGACGUGACUUGUUAGAAAUAUUCAGAGGUCCUCUGUCUGUCUUUUCUCCCUGUUGAUUGUGUUUGAGAGGCUAAAGCUGCUCUAGGCGCUUCUGAGAGGGACCACCCAGAAGUGAAAUAAUUGGGCUGCUGCUGCUCAUCCCCGUUCCUGCGAAGGACACAGCGUGGUCUCUUCAGCUGCCUGGUCAAGCUUGGCCUCAAAGGGCACCUCCUUCCCUCCCGCCAGCCGUGUGCUCGGGCUCUGCAGCCCCCGCGGCUUUGCCAGGCAGGGUGAGAGCGAGCACAAGGAACUUGCUGUCGCUGCUGUGCCGUAGAAGCCCUCAAUGGCGGAAUACGUGCUUGCUGUGAAGCAGGCUGUGCAGCGGGGUGGGGGUGGAUGCCAAGGAACUAAUUUGAAGUAAUUAAAAUGAGAUGUAUUUAUAGAGCA